CUGUUAUUAUGUUUUAACAAAUUAAGUUACUGGUGGUUGUAAUACCACCAACACUGACCUCUGAAAUGUGCGCAAUCUACAAUGCGAUAAAAAGAAAUACAGUUUAGUAACUGGACUUUGUUUACAAGUUUGCCAACGGGUUUAUUUUUCCCGGCGGCAGCGCAAAGCUGGGUACCUCAUAACCUCCGAUGACGUUUAUGGCGCCAGAAAUCAAGGGUUUAGAGCGGCUCUCGUCAGCUGGUAGAUAAUAUUUACUACUGCAGCUAUCCCUACUAUGCUGGCUAUACCGUAGACGCUACACAAUUUUAUGGUGGAUUAUCGGCUUCGUACCCGGUCGUUCGUGCUAAUAUAAGGUCGCGUAAGAGUCAAAAUGGUGAUGCUACGCAGCAGUGGCGGUGGUGGCGGACCUGAGCCGGUGGGAUCAACUCCGAAGAGGAGGCUGGUGGAGCUGGACACCAGCUCCGAGUUUCUGUCGCUACUUCCCGCCUCGCAGACCAAGUCCUCCAGGAUGACCCGGUCUUCCAGGAGCCUGGAUGACAGCUUCAGCAGCCCCGAGAACACCUCCAUGAAUGGACAUGCAGACAUAAAGCAGGCAGACAGAAGUGGUCUCCAUCACUCUCUGAGGACCAGAGGACAGAGACAUAAACUGGAGGUCUCUUUUGCCGACAUGGAGCCAAAGACCUCCUCCCCUGUGGAUGAAGACAAGGCUGGAGGCUGCUGCACUCGGAAAUCUUCCAGGCUGCAGAGGGAAGGAAAAGCAUCCACUGGCAAGCAGCAAGCAGAUGUUCCAGACGAAGUGGAGGGGUCGUCGACUCCGAAGAGAAGCCGCUUCAAACUACAGAGCCGAGAAGUGGAGGAAGAGGAGGAGGAGGAAGACCGGUCGGUUCGCCGUAGCUCCCGAAUCACCAGAUACAAACUGGAUUCCCGCAACCAGUCAGUGCUGUAUGAUCGCCUCAUCACCAACACUGCUGAAGCUGUUCUCCAGAAGAUGGACGACAUGCAGAAGAUGAGACGCAGACUGAGGGACAGAGACACUAAGGAAGAGCUUGGCGUUUACACCAGUGGCAGAAUGAGAAGGUCCCUGAGGACGAAUGUGAAGAGUAAAGAAACUGAGGAGGAGAACCAAGAAGGGGAUGAGGACGAUAAUGACGGAGAGGAGGAGGAAGAUGGAGAAGAUGAUGACGAUGAUGAUGACGAGGAGGAGGAGGAAGACGAGGAUGAAGACGAGGAUGCUGAGGAUGAGGAAGAAGAGAACCAACAACGCUAUGACUUCAGACAGCGAAAGACUGUGGUUCGCUACCAGGCUCCACAAGAUGAACCCAGAGAGCCCAGGAAGCGUGGCAUGUACUUCAAGGACGUCCACUCGUCUCCUACCAGACGCAGGUUCAGAUUCAGCUCCACAGCCCCCAGGAGCCCCUACAACAGGAGGAGAACCAGCAGGAGUAGUUCUGAGAGAAGGAGACAUGCCUUCCACAGCAGCGACUCCACGUCCUCGUCGUCAGACGAAGAGAAAUUCCAGCGGCGGAGGAGUAAGAACAGGAGCAUACCAGUCAACAGAUGUCUCCCUAUGAACCUUGUCAAAGAGGAUCUGCUGGGGAUCCACAAGGACAGGAUGAAGAUUGGAUCCAGCCUCGCUGAUGUUGACCCCAUGCAAAUAGACAGGACGGUGCGCUUUGACAGCAUCGGAGGUUUGAGUCGGCACAUCUCAGCACUGAAGGAGAUGGUGGUGUUCCCUCUGCUCUACCCAGAGGUCUUUGAGAGGUUCAAGAUUCAACCCCCCAGGGGCUGUCUGUUUUACGGGCCUCCGGGCACCGGCAAAACCCUUGUAGCCAGAGCUCUUGCUAAUGAGUGCAGCCAGGGGGAAAGGAAGGUGUCGUUCUUUAUGAGGAAAGGAGCUGACUGCCUCAGUAAGUGGGUGGGAGAAUCUGAGAGACAGUUACGGCUGCUGUUCGACCAGGCGUAUCAGUUGCGUCCGUCCAUCAUCUUCUUCGAUGAGAUUGAUGGUUUGGCUCCAGUCAGGUCCAGCCGCCAGGACCAGAUCCACAGUUCCAUCGUGUCGACCCUCCUGGCUCUUAUGGACGGGUUAGACAGCAGAGGAGAGGUUGUUGUGAUUGGGGCGACGAACAGACUGGACUCCAUCGACCCAGCUCUGAGAAGACCAGGACGCUUUGACAGAGAGUUCCUCUUUGGUCUGCCCGACAGAGAGGCGAGGAGGGACAUUCUGAAGAUCCACACCAGACAAUGGACUCCUCUACCCUCUGACGCUUUCUUGGAGGAACUGGCAGAAAAAUGUGUCGGUUAUUGCGGAGCAGAUAUUAAGGCCAUUUGUUCAGAGGCGGCCCUGUGCGCACUACGGCGUCGCUACCCCCAGAUCUACUCCUCGUCUCAGAAACUCGUGCUCGAUGUCAACUCCAUCGCCAUCACCAGUAAGGACUUCAUGUCUGCCAUGUCCAAGAUGGUUCCAGCUGCCCAGAGGGCGGUAGUGUCACCAGCCAAGGCCCUGAUUCCUGCCAUCCGUCCACUGCUGAACGCUGCGCUGCAGAACAUCCUCCACACAGUCAGCAAAGUGUUUCCUCAUGCUGAGAAGGGCUUGAAGAGGAAGAGAGAACAAGAUGUGGCCUGUGUUGUGUCCGAGGAUGAUCUGAUGUUUAGCGAUGAAGAGGACUCUGAGGUGUGCUCCGGUGGACAGAAUCCGCACUCCCAACCCAGAACACAUGCUGCUAAUGGAUUUCUAAGCCUCAACAGGAGUGUGUUGAGCCAGCCCACAUCCUACCGCCCCAGGCUGCUACUGGAGGGCCGACCGGGCUCAGGUCAGAGCUCCCACCUGGCCCCCGCCGUUCUCCACGCUCUGGAGAAGUUCACGGUGUACACACUGGACAUGGCCGUGCUGUUUGGAGCUAGUGCAACUGCACCGGAAGAGACUUGUGCUCAGAUCUUUGUUGAAGCCAAGCGCACGUCUCCCAGUGUCCUGUACAUCCCUCACAUCGGACAGUGGUGGGAAACUGUGGGCCCUGCUUUAAGAGCCACCUUCCUGAGCCUCCUCAGCUCCAUCCCUGCCUUCUCUCCCAUACUCCUGCUGGCUACCUGCAACCUCCGCUACGACCAGCUCAGUAUGGAGGUGCAAGAGUUGUUUCGGAUUGAGUACGGAGAGGUUUUCCAUGUCCAGGUCCCCACCAGGAGAGAAAGAAGAGACUUCUUUGAGGAUCUAAUCCUCAACCAGGCUGCUAAAGCCCCUGCCUCAAAAAAGAAAGCUGUGCUCCAUGCGUUGGAGGUGCUUCCAGUCGCUCCUCCGCCUCCUCCACGUCAGCUGACAGAAGAGGAAAUGCAGAAAUUAGAGGAGCAGGAGGAAGACACCCUCAGAGAGCUGCGCCUCUUCCUGCGUGAUGUCACCAACCGCCUGUCUCAAGAUAAACGCUUCAAGGCUUUUACAAAACCUGUGGAUUUGGAGGAGGUUCCAGAUUAUGCUGAGGUGAUUAAGAAGCCUAUGGACCUGUCCACGGUUCUUGCCAAGAUAGACCUCCAUCAGUAUGUGACAGUCAAAGAGUUUCUCCAAGAUGUGGAUCUCAUCUGGCAGAAUGCCCUCGAAUACAACCCUGACAGGGACCCCUCAGAUCGUCAGAUCCGCCACAGAGCAUGUGCAUUGAAGGACACUGUGAAGGCUAUCAUCAGAGACGAACUGGAUGAAGACUUUGAGAAGAUUUGUGAGGAAAUCAAAGUUUCACGUAGAACGAGAGGUUGCACCGUUGCACGGUUGGCUCCCUCCUUCUAUCACGUUCUUCCCAAGCAGCUCAAAUGUCCUACUAAGGCCAAGGUCAUUGACAUGACCCCACAAAGAGAGCCGGAUGGGGCCACUGUCGCAGUUACCCCCACUACUAGUUUCUCUGCUGCAACAACCCCUAAACACAGUGGCCAGAAGAAGAAACGUCGGAAGAGCCGCUGGUCUACUGGCAACUGUCAGAAGAGGAGGUCUGCCUCCUCGCCUCACGUGUCCAGAGAUGAGGCACAGUCUGAUGAGGACGACGGAGAUGAUGAAGACGAGGUUGAAAAAGUAGGAGACAAGCGUGACGAGGGCGCAGAGGACCAGAUGGUGACUGACACAGACUCAGGGCCUGCAGCAGCUCAGGAAGGUAGUUUUGUGAGACAGCGGGAGGAAAAGACGGAGGAGAAGAAAUCAGCCGCCGGAGAUGACGCUGCUCUGUGUGAAACGAGGGAGCCGGAAACUGUUAACCAGACGGAGGACGAAAAAGAAAAUGUGGAAAAAGCUGACUCGGGUCAGUCAGAGGAAAACCGGGAAGGAGAUGACAACAUUGAAACUGCGUCUGCAAAUACGAACAAGGACAGUCCGUCUGAAGCAGAGGGAGACGCCCAGCAUCCCGACACAAUAGAACCUAUAACUCAGAAUCAGCCAAUGGAGGUGGAAGCAGCAGAAACCUCAACCUCAGAUGAGAAGAGAGAGGAGGACACAGGCACAGAGCGGAACGUGAGAAGAAUGACUCGGGCUCUGAAAAACGCUGUUCUGCAACAGCAAAAGAUCAGCGUGGACAAAGCUCUGCAGAUCCUGGACCAGGAAACUCCUCCUCUGGUCGUGGACAGAGACAAAUUAAAGGAGCUUCUGGAAAGUGUAGUAACCAGGACGGAAGGCUACGAGGUCUACAAGCUGGAGAAACUCUACGCUCUGCUCUGCCAGUGCAUCUAUAGACACAGACGAGACUACAACAAAACUGCACUCGUACAGGAGCUGCAACAAGAGAUUGAAGACUUCUGUUGACUUUUUAUACAAAAAAAUAAUGUGACCGUUUUUUAUACUCAUCACCCUCCACCCCCGCUGUGUAAAUAUACAAACAUUGUUUCUAUUUUCAUAGGAAUCUACAGGCACCUAUAUUUGUGCGUUAGCUAAAACUUUGUAUUAGUCUAUUAAUUAUAUGUGAUUAAACUGUAUUCCACUAAA
Messenger RNA from Mugil cephalus (flathead mullet), 4948 nucleotides. Its product is annotated as ATPase family AAA domain-containing protein 2-like. The record is from RefSeq and is a predicted model, not a curated record. Lineage: Eukaryota; Metazoa; Chordata; Actinopteri; Mugiliformes; Mugilidae. Gene Ontology annotation, cellular component: nucleus. The transcript is spliced from 30 exons. Gene Ontology annotation, biological process: positive regulation of transcription by RNA polymerase II. Gene Ontology annotation, molecular function: chromatin binding; histone binding; ATP hydrolysis activity. Bases 371 to 4768 code for a protein of 1465 amino acids.